AUGAAUGUGAAGGAGUCUACUACUGAUUAUACUUCAUGUCCUACGCCAUCUCAAGAAGUCUGCAAGUUUGUGAUAAAAUUGGAAAGCGAUUUCGAGGGUGAUGUUUAUUUUUACUAUGCGUUAGACAAUUAUUUUCAAAAUCAUCGGCGAUAUAUGAAAAGUCGUAGUGAUAGCCAACUUCUCGGUGAUCUUCAAAAUGUGGCUGAUUGUACACCAUAUGCCUAUAUGAAUACGUCAUUAGGCCUCAAAGUUAUUGCUCCAUGUGGUGCAGUUGCUAAUUCUAUGUUUAAUGAUACGUUUUCACUGUAUCGUAAUGAAAGUGCAGAUCCGGUGCCUUGGACAUACAGAGGUGUUGUUUGGGAUGUAGACAAAAAUAAAAGGUAUAGAAACCCACCUGGAAAAAACCUCAAACAAGCUUUUGCGAAAACCGUAAAACCACCUAACUGGCAGAAGGCAAUAUACGAGUUAGAUCCUUAUGACUCUGACAAUAAUGGGUUUUUGAAUACAGACUUUAUAAUAUGGAUGAGGACAGCAGCUCUACCUGACUUUAGGAAGCUAUAUCGUAUUUUAGUUCGUAAUAAGGACAAAGUUUACGAAAAUGGUUUACCUUCUGGAACUUACCAUCUUAUUGUCAAAAGUAAUUAUCCGGUGACAGUAUUUGGCGGUCGUAAGUAUUUUAUCAUUAGCACGACAUCGUGGGCAGGUGGUAAGAACUCAUUUUUGGGCAUUACAUACAUUAUUGUUGGUAGUAUAUGUAUCGCGUUAGGUGCAAUUUUCUUGCUGAUACAUCUCAAAUUCGGCACAUUGUAA
Thelazia callipaeda (thelaziosis nematode) is the source of this 810-nucleotide messenger RNA. Lineage: Eukaryota; Metazoa; Nematoda; Chromadorea; Rhabditida; Thelaziidae. The record is from the annotation of a GenBank genome assembly.